Salvelinus fontinalis (brook trout) is the source of this 6609-nucleotide messenger RNA. Its product is annotated as general transcription factor II-I repeat domain-containing protein 2-like. The transcript has a single exon. The record is from RefSeq and is a predicted model, not a curated record. Bases 1807 to 4794 code for a protein of 995 amino acids. Lineage: Eukaryota; Metazoa; Chordata; Actinopteri; Salmoniformes; Salmonidae.
ACACAGUGUUAAGUUCAUGUUUUAAGUAUCCCUAUAUUUCUGUGAUUACGGGGCUAUCACUCAGUCAAGAGUGCGCAUGCGCAGGAAGUCUGUUGGUUGAUGGACCUAGCCUUGAGUGAAAUGGCUACCUUGUAGUGUGUUCAUAUAGUAUAGGAAACUUUGUUAAACUGGAACCUUGUCGUUGUGUCAUUUCGAGUUAACAUUGGUAGCAGAGGAUGGUUAAUAACUACAAUGUGCCACCUCGCUUCGACGAGAAGAGGUCGUACGAAAGUUGGAAAAAUGGACUUGCAAUCUGGACACGGGUUACUAAUCUGGACGUGAAAAAGCAAGCACUUGCGGUGGUAUUAUCGCUCGAGGGAAGAGCGAGAGAUACACUGGAAAUAUCCGUAGAGGAUUUGAACAAGGAUGACGGUAUGGGAACUUUGAUCACAGCACUGGAUUCUGUAUUUCUUAAAGAUGAGAAAGACCGUGCCUAUGAGGCAUAAUCAAACUUUGACAGUGUUACGAGAGAUAUUUCGGUUGCAAUGACGGACUACAUCAUUGAUUUCGAACAGAGGUACAAUAGAAUGCGGAAGUACGACAUGGUUCUCCCAGAUGCAGUGUUAGCUUUCAAGUUGCUAGAUACUGCCUGUCUAGAUGGUAGGGAGAAACAGUUGGCUUUGACUGCUUGUACUGUGCUGACUUUUGCAUCUAUGAAGUCGGCACUAAAAAGAAUAUUUGGUGAAAAGACGUCUGUCGCGCCAAUAACAGAUGGAAUGCAAGUGAGUGACGCAGCAUAUUACACGGAGCAGCAGAGAAAAGGCGCCAACAAGUCACGUUCUCAAGACAACCAGAAGAGGGCGCCAUUUCCCGGCACAAAUCCACUGGACAAAUAUGCAAGGAGAUCAAAAUGUGUUAUUUGUCAAAGCACUUACCAUUGUGUUGAAGACUGCCCUCAUAAAAAUGAACAAGUUAAACUAACAGAGGAAAAUGUAAACACAGAGAUAGAGCAGUGUAACAUUACACUGUUUUCAAAUGAAUCUGCUUUUGAUACUGAGAUUUUUAUAGUUGAAUCCUUAGGAUCUGCGGUGAUUGAUACUGCAUGCACACGGACAGUGUGUGGUGCAAAAUGGCUUGAUAGCUAUGUCAGUGAACUAAAUAUGAAAGAAGUACAAAAUAUGAUUGACACACCAAGCAACAGAGCUUUCAAAUUUGGAGAUGGGAGAAUUGUCCAUUCUACCAAGAGUUAAGAUACCAGCAAAAAUUGGUCAGACUAAGUGUCACAUUGAAACAGAGGUGGUCCCUACAGAUAUCCCCUUACUAUUAAGCAAAGCUUCCCUCAAGAAGGCAGAGGCUGUACUAGACAUAAAAAAUGAUAAGGCAGUGAUGUUUAAACAACCAGUGACUCUUGAACUUACUACCUCAGGCCACUAUUGUGUAAACAUUUUACAUUUAAGUCAUUUAGCAGACACUCUUAUCCAGAGCGACUUACAAAUUUUAGACAAAGACAUCACACAGAGUCCAUGCAAAAAAUGAGAUUCUGACUGACACAGAGAACAUGAGCACUAAAGGAAAAACACAAAGUAUUGUUAAAGCUUUACAAACAGUUUGGACAUGAUACAGUUAACAGACUUCAGAAGUUACUCAGCAGUUCAGGGAAUAAUGAUGAUGAGAAGUACGAAACUGGAAACAAAAUGUACCACAAACGAGUUGACUGUCACGAGUGGAAAGGACCAGGAGUAGUCAUUGGUCAAGAUGGUGUGGUAAUAUUUGUGAGGCACGGAGGCAUGAUUGUCAGGGUGCAUCACUCAAAAUUGCGGAAAGUAAAUGAUAAACAAGAGAGCGGCUGUUGCUGAGAAUCAGUCUCCUAAUGAAAAGGACACAGUAACAGACACAAACAUACCAGAUGUCGCAUCCAAUGAUAUGGACACUGAAACUGACACAGGAAAUGGAGCAGAGACCUUCAACCAUGCCACAGGUAAUACUGUUGAGCGUUCAAAUGAGGAAAACAUUCAACAACAGCCACAUGUGUUAAGAGAACAUGGUUGUUCCAAUUUGAAUACUGGACAAACUGUUAAAUACAUGGACAGAGAAAGUGGUAUUCCACAUACAGCAACCGUCAUUGGACGAGCAGGAAAAGUAAAACACAAGAACUGGUACAACUUGCAGUACUCUAAACCAGCUACACUUUCUGGUACAACAGGGUCAGCUGACCUGUCACUUGUAGAUAAUAUCAGAAUUGAACCAAUGGAAAAUCGAGAAAAACAGAAUGACAUUCAAAAUGAUGAUGUACUUGAAACAAAGGACGUGUCAUUUGACUCAGCUAAGCUAGGUGAGCUCAGUAAUUGGAGGAAAAAUGGAGUGUUUGAGGAAGUCAAAGACAUUGGCCAAAAAUGUGUCUCAACAAGGUGGGUGUGUACCCUUAAAGAAUCCUUAACUGGAAUAGUGCCCAAAGCACGUCUAGUGGCUAGAGGUUUUGAGGAGCUGGCUGCUAAAGAACUCCCAAAAGACUCACCGACAUGCGCCUCAGAGUCACUCAGAUUGCUGAUGUCAGUGAUCUGCCAGAAAAAAUGGAAACUUAAUUCCAUAGACAUCAAAUCUGGAUUUUUGCAGGGAACAGAGCUGUCAAGGGACAUUCACAUCCGACCUCCGCCUGAAGCUAAAAGCGAAGGAACACUGUGGAAACUAAAAAAGGGUGUGUAUGGACUGGCAGAUGGAUCACUCUACUGCACAUAUGUCAGAGUCAAGGCCCGCGGGCCACAUCCGGCCCGCGAGAAGGUUUUUUACGGCCCCUGGGAUGAUCUUGAUUUAUUAUUAGAACCGGCCCGCAGACCGCAGCAAGCCGGCAGCCCGCAGAUCUUUUACACGCACCAAUACUACAUUUCCCACAAUGCAACGGUGACGCACCGAGCAGUAGGCUGCUUCAUUUCAAUAUUUAUUGGCACAGCAGUCGUCAGCAUCACAGUAAAAUUAACUUUCAGAUACCCAUCAAAAAUGGCAAAACGGAAGGUGGACACUGAGAACCGGGGGUUUCAAACAAGGUGGGAGUCGGAGUAUAUGUUCACGGAGGUAGCUGGAAAACCUGUGUGUCUUCUGUGUGGAGAAAGUGUGGCGGUACUGAAAGAGUAUAAUCUGAGACGACAUUAUGAAACGAAACACGCGGACAAAAACAAGAAUAUGGACAUGGAACAAAGGCUACAAAAGGCAGAGGAAUUAAAACGAGGCCUCAAAUCUCGACAGGCUCUGUUCAAAAAAGCCAAAUCACAAGGCCAGGCUGCUGUCAAGGCCAGUUUUAUUUUGGCAGAAGAGAUCGCUAAAUCAGCCCGGCCAUUUACGGAGGGGGAUUUCAUCAAAAACUGCAUGAUUAAAGUUUGUGACGAAGUUUGCCCAGAAAAAAGGCAACUCUUUUUAAAUGUGAGUCUGAGCAGAAACACCAUUGCCGAGAGAGUAGACCAGUUGUCCAUCAAUCUAAAAGAGCAGCUUGUGAAAAAGGGAAAAGAUUUCAUUGCAUAUUCCUUGGCUGUGGAUGAGAGCACCGACAUUUCUGACAUUGCCCAGUUGUCAAUUUUCAUCCGCGGAGUGGACUCCAGCCUAAGCGUGACAGAGGAGUUUUUGGCUUUACGUCCUAUGCAUGGCACAACUACGGGGCAUGAUUUGUAUGAAGAGGUGUCAAGAUGUGUAAAUGAGAUGGAGCUGCCUUGGGAAAAACUCGUGGGUUUGACAACCGACGGAGCACCUGCGAUGUGUGGACACAGGAGCGGACUGGUGGCGAAGAUACGGGAAAAGAUGCAAGAGGAAAACGCGACAGGUGAGCUGACAGCUUAUCAUUGUAUCAUACACCAGGAAGCGUUGUGCGGUAAAGCCUUGAAAAUGGAGCAUGUAAUGAGCAUCAUCACGCGCACAGUUAACUUUAUCAGAGCCAAAGGUUUGAAUCACCGCCAGUUCAAGGCAUUUCUGACGAAGUUAGAAACGGAGCAUGGUGAUUUGCCUUAUCACACAGAGGUGCGAUGGCUAAGCCAGGGAAAGGUGCUUCAAAGAUGUUUCGAGCUUCGUGAGGAGAUUUGUCUGUUCUUGGACAGCAAAGGGAAAGACACAACACAACUCCGAGACGAAAUGUUUCUGUGUGAAAUGGCUUUUCUGUGUGACAUUACGAGUCAUCUGAAUGCAAUGAACUUGCAGCUGCAGGGUCGGGAUCAUGUCAUCUCUGAUAUGUACAGUACAGUGAAGGCAUUUAAAACCAAACUGACUCUGUGGGAGACGCAGAUGCGGAAAGAAAAUUUGAGCCACUUUCCCAGCUGCCAGACCAUGAAAGAGAAGCUCUCUACCAGUGCGUUCCCGAGCGCACAGUUGGCUGAUAAAAUAGGUAUGCUUGCCGCUGACUUUCGACGCCGAUUUGCUGACUUUGAAGCACAAAAAAGCAGGUUGGAACUGCUCGGUAACCCAUUUGCUGUUGACGUGGAAAGCUCACCACCAAACCUCCAAAUGGAGUUGAUUGACCUCCAAUGCAAUGAUGCACUGAGGGCAAAAUAUGCGGCAGUGGGUGCUGCGGAGUUCGCCCGUUUCCUCCCCGACACAAUGCCCCAGCUGCGCAUCCAGGCUGCUCAAACGUUGUCUAUGUUUGGCAGCACAUACCUGUGUGAACAACUGUUUUCUUUGAUGAACCUGAACAAAACAUCACACAGAAGUCGACUUACUGCUGAACACCUCCACUCAAUUCUGAGGAUUUCCUCAGCUCAGAGCCUUACCCCGAACAUUGAUGAACUUGUGGAAAAGAUGGGACACCACCAAGUAUCACCCUCAACCUCAAACAAGUGAACAUUACUGUGCAAUCACAUAUUUAGAGUUUUUACUCAGUUCAAGUUUAAAAGUUAAAGUUUAAUAUUUGUUUUCACUGCAUGUUACUUCUCCUUAAACAAAGUGUUGUUUUUGAUUAAUAGAUUUUUGCACUUUAUUUUAUUGUAUUUCAAUCCAAUUAUAUUUUAAAAAUAUUUCAGUUGAGUGGAUGAUAGAAAAUUGCUAUUAUUGUUUUUUUCUUUGAAGUAAAUUUAGCCCACUUUUGCUAAAAUAGAAAAUAUAGGCUACUGAUGGUGCCUUGAAUACCGGUUUCUUUCAUUUAAUGUUCAUGUUAUGGGGAUUUUUAUAUAAAGGAAAUUUGUCUUUUGUGUCUGUUGAAAAUUAAAGAUUACUGACAGAGCCAUAAGAAAAUAUUGCUUUAUUUAUCUGAUCAUAUUGGAAUAUAUUUGUUAGCUUUUCAGUAGGUUCAAUUAGGUUCACUAGACUAUAUGCGUCAUUUAAAAAAAUUUCAAUGAACAUUCGAACAGUCCGGCCCUCGGCUUGUAGCUAAAUUUUUUAUUUGGCCCUCCGUCCAUUUGACUUUGACACCCCUGCUCUACUGGUACAACAAAGUCAAGGCAACAAUGCUGAAUACAGGUGGAAAAAUGUCACAAGUGGAUCCUGCAGUCUUCUAUUGGCUUGAUCAAGACUGCAAUGUGACUGGAGUACUUGCCUGUCAUGUUGAUGACUUUAUCUGGGGUGGCUCACAGACCUUUGCUUCAACUGUGAUUCCACACCUCAAAGCUGUUUUCUAGGUUGGCCGAGGUUGGCCGUGAGGAGCAUAAUCAUUUUUGUUAUGUUGGCAUAGAGUUUAUUACAGUUGAUGGAAAAAUACUGAUGCAACAGGAGAGCUAUAUCAAGAAUCUUCAACCCAUCCACAUGGAUUCUUCAAGAGCCGUACAAAGGAAUUCCCCUUUAUGUGGAAUUGAAGCUGGUCAAUUGAGGUCAAAGAUAGGACAAAUUUUAUGGGCUGCGAGACAGAGUAGACCUGGUUUGAUGGUUGCAACUUGGCAUCUAACACAAAACACGCCACUGUACAAACCAUUCAUGAGGCAAACAAAGUUGUUCGUAAACUGAAAUCACAACAAAUGACUUUAAAGUUUCAGCAUGUUGGAAAACUAGUUGUCUUCAGUGAUGCUUCGCUAGGUUAACACUGGUGGGACAAAACGGCACUUCCUACCUGUAGUUUGUGUCACUGACAACUACUCAUUAGUUGAUGCUGUGAAGUCAACCAAGUCUGUCACAGAGAAAAGACUUUGAGAUUAGCAGCAUCAAGGAACUUAUUCAAGCACAGAGAAUCCAGUGGAUUCUGUGGUCGACCACAAAGGAACAGGCUCUCGCUCCUACAGGCUCUCAGUAAUGGAAAGUGGCAGCUUGAGUAAUACAAAUAAAAACUGUCACACAACCCAUUUGUAAUGGAUCUUGAAUAAUACUUGGACAUUUAAUUAUGUUGUUAAUGUUUUAUUUGUCUUUAAAGAAAAGGGGGAGAUUGUUAAGUUCAUGUUUUAAGUAUCCCUAUAUUUCUGUUAUUACGGGGCUAUCACUCAGUCAAGAGUGCACAUGCGCAGGAAGUCUGUUGGUUGAUGGACCUGGCCUUGAGUGAAAUGGCUACCUUGUAGUGUGUUCAUAUAGUAUAGUAAACUUUGUUGAACUGGAACCUUGUCAUUUCGAGUUAAAACACAGCUCCCCUUGCAGUUGCUUUGCAUAAUUACAUCUCAUGAUUCAGAAAUACAGAGAUGUUGUUUGAGAAUUUACUGAGAUUGUUGCUCGGUUCUAUUCUGUACAUUCUAUCUGUAA